Cydia fagiglandana is the source of this 1091-nucleotide messenger RNA. RefSeq names its product protein GDAP2 homolog. The transcript is spliced from 7 exons. The record is from RefSeq and is a predicted model, not a curated record. NCBI's taxonomy places the organism in Eukaryota, Metazoa, Arthropoda, Insecta, Lepidoptera, Tortricidae. Bases 162 to 1091 code for a protein of 309 amino acids.
ACAGUAACAAAAUGGGCGGCCGAUAAUCCUUGUCGCUUCUUCUAAGUAGUUUUUUCCCUCGUAUUUGUAGUGUAAAAAGCCUGUGUUUGUAUUCCUUAAAGUAGAUUCUUAGUGCCGGUGCUAGUUUCUUCAACUUCCCUGUCACAACAUAGCCUCUCGUAAUGCGUGCGCCCGCGAGCGCGCGCGGCGCGGGAGUGCGCGGCGCCAGCGUGCCGCGGUGGGGCGACGCGCCCGCGCCGCCCGCCACCGACUACUCCGCGCUUGCGGCUCCGCAGUGUGCGCAGCCGCUGUACCCGUUCGACGAGCAGAUCAACCAGCGGUUUGCUAUAUGGCAAGGUGACAUCACAAGCCUUGAGGUCGACGCGAUCACGAACACCACCGAUGAAACGCUGACAGAAUGCAAUGCGGUCAGCGAGCGGAUCAUGUCAGCUUGCGGCGCCGAAUUGAAAGAAGAGAUUGUGACGAGAGGCCAUGAAUGCCGUACGGGCGAGGUGGUGGUAACUCCCGGCUUCAACCUCCGAUGCCGGCACAUAGUGCACACAGUGAGCCCCUCGUACAACCAGCAGUACCACACCGCGGCCGAGACCACGCUCCACAACUGCUACAAGAACGUGCUGUACUGCGCGGGCGAGCUGCACGCGCGCACGCUAGCGUUGUGCGUCAUCGACACGCCGCGGAGGAACUUCCCGCCGGAUUUAGCUGCGCAUACGGCACUACGUACAAUCCGUCGCUACCUCGAGCAAAACAAGACUCCCCAGCUGGUGAUCCUGGCGUGCGCGUGCGGCCCCGACCUCGCCCUCCUAGCGGCCCUCGCUCCGCUCUACUUCCCGCGCGGCGCGCGCGAGGCCGACGCGGCCAGGAUGAGACUGUCGGAUCCCACGCCCAACGAGCGUCGGAUACGGAUCAUACAUAACCCGCACGAACAUAAUGAGGAUAGCGCGGAGGACGACACGUCGUUCUGCGACGACGACUCGGCCGCGGCCGAGGCGGCCGAGGCGGCGGCGGCCUUCGCGCGCGCCUGCGCGCCCGACACGCAGCGCCUGCUCGCGCCCCCGCCCGCGCGGCGCCGGCUCGACGACCACGACCAGUGA